Phaeoacremonium minimum UCRPA7 is the source of this 906-nucleotide messenger RNA. Its product is annotated as putative mitochondrial 2-oxoglutarate malate carrier protein. Gene Ontology annotation, biological process: transmembrane transport. Gene Ontology annotation, molecular function: oxoglutarate:malate antiporter activity. The transcript has a single exon. The record is from RefSeq and is a predicted model, not a curated record. NCBI's taxonomy places the organism in Eukaryota, Fungi, Ascomycota, Sordariomycetes, Togniniales, Togniniaceae. The coding region runs from base 1 to 906 and encodes 301 amino acids.
AUGGGCAGCGCAAAGCAGGCUCAGGGCGAGACUGUCGCCGUCGCCAAUGACUUCCUCCACACCCCCUUCAUGCGGGCUGCCUUGCCCUUCAUCAAUGGAGGCAUUAGCGGCAUGGUAGCAACCACCGUCAUCCAGCCUGUCGACAUGAUCAAGGUACGGAUCCAACUGGCUGGCGAAGGCGUCUCGACCGGCCCGAAGCCUACUCCUCUGUCCGUCACCCGAGAAAUCCUGGCUAGCGGCAAGGCGCUUGAUCUGUACACAGGCCUGUCCGCCGGACUGCUGCGACAGGCCGUCUAUACGACAGCUCGUCUUGGAUUCUUUGACACUUUUAUGGGCAGCCUCACGGCUCGUGCCAAGGCAAAGGGUCAAAGCAUUGGCUUCAAGGAACGCGCAACAGCAGGUCUAACUGCCGGUGGCCUUGCCGCCAUGAUUGGCAACCCAGCAGAUCUUGCCCUGAUCCGAAUGCAGAGUGAUGGACUCAAGCCUGUGGCACAACGCAAGAACUACAAGUCCGUGUUCGAUGCGCUUACAUCCAUUGCCCGGAGUGAAGGAGUCGGCGCCCUCUGGGCCGGAGCAACCCCCACGAUCGUGCGUGCAAUGGCUCUCAACUUUGGUCAAUUGGCUUUCUUCAGCGAAGCCAAGUCGCAGCUCAAGGUACACACUGAGUGGAGCUCAAGAACCCAGACGCUCACUGCCAGCGCGAUCGCAGGCUUCUUUGCCUCAUUCUUCUCACUACCAUUCGACUUCGUGAAGACUCGUCUGCAGAAGCAGCAGAAAGGACCUGACGGCAAGCUUCCCUACAAGAGCAUGAUAGACUGCUUUGGCAAGGUCGCGAAACAAGAGGGUAUGCUGAGGUUCUAUCGAGGGUUCGGGACGUAUUAUGUCCGCAUCGCUCCCCACGCGUAA